AUGGGACCUCGAAAACGGUCAAAGCCAAACCCCAAGGCAGAACCCGAACCUGCAUCAGCAGAAGCGCCCUUACCCCAAGGGCCCGAAUUACAAAGUAGAAUUUCGCCCAAAGCUGCUGUUGAACAAUCAAAACCAUCAAUUAAGCCUGAAGGUGUCGAGCCCAUCCACUCCUCCGUCAAUGGAGCGAAUUCUCCUCAGUCGAGCAAGACAUGGUACGGCGGAACGUGGCCACGCGGGAAAAAGUCCAGCCCAGUCACCCAAGUAGCAAAAGAGAGUAUUUCAGCUGCAGGCGGGGCCGCAUCUGAGGCUCUAGCGUCAGCGCGGGCUCACACCCCAGAGCUUUCCACAACUCCUCUCAAAUCUCCAGCACUCUACCUAUCAAAAAGUAUAGGAAGCUCCAGCAGGUCUUUGCCUCUAGCCGCCACUACUACUAAACUUCACAUCACAUCGAACGCUAUAGGUCCUGCGAACGGCGCUGCCAAGGACAGGAGUUCAUCCAAGAAUGAAAGAGAUCAGUUCACAGAGCAUGAAUCACGAAACGGCUCCAGUACGGCUCCAGAAGGUGAAAAGUCUGAUGACGGUACCCCGGAAAAUACUGCCAAAAACUGCGACACUCGACCAGAAUCCAAGAGUCAUGUGUCAGAGGUACCUAAAGCUGCCAACGAAUCCACGAGCUGGUUGAAUUGGUUCUCGAAGUCUGAAACCGUAACAGAGAAUGAAACAAGUACUGCUCGGCGUGAUGACGAUGCCAGUAGCGCGGGUAAGAAUACCCCCCAAAGUGUUAUCUCAGAUGUUCUUCAAGAUGGUUCAGCAUCCCCCAAACCACGUCGAAAUUCAGAGCCGAGUCCUGUUUCUCCAUCUGCACAGCAAGAAGAAGCCCCACGCUCUUGGCUCAGCUUAUGGGGUAAUGCAUCCACACAGACAAAAAGCAGCUCAUCGGCAAGCGCAAUUGGCGUAGCUUCCAAUCCACAACGCGACUCCUUCGGAACAGAACCGCAAACUGGAAAGGUGAGCGAUGCGGGAUCUUGUCCUAUGUCCACCCCUCAAACUCCUCAGCAACCCACAGAUGGUGCAAAACCAUCGUAUGGCUGGGCGUUUUGGUCCAGAGAUCAGCCGAAGAGUGAUGUCGAAAAGACACGUCCUGGAAGUGAAAUUGGGGAAUUGGCUCUUGCUGGGUCUUCAUUGCAAUCCAAGCCGGAGAAUGCAGUAGUAGACGAAGCGGGAGGCGUUCCAAAUAAGGUCAGCAAAAGACAGAGGCCGCAAUCACUAGAAGUAGCUGCGGAUACCAAGAAGCCUCGGGGCUCUGGAGAUAAUGCCAAAUCAGAUUCAAACCCCGAGGCUAUCCCUUUGGAUUCGAAAACAAAGCCCAAGGUCGAUGCCGGUUCCAAAUCAAAGGGCAUGCCCGAGAAUUUACUUCUUCCUUCAUUUAAAACUACAUACAGUACAGUGGGAAGACCAAGUCUGAUCCAGCAGAUCAGCAGGUUGUUGCAAUUGAGAUCGACUUUGGAACCAAAGCACGUCGACAUUGUUCAAAACCCACCACGGGUUAGGAGAGCUUUAGCCAUUGGUGUUCAUGGCUAUUUCCCGGCACCGUUGAUUCGCUCCGUCCUUGGUCAACCAACAGGCACGUCUAUUCGUUUUGCCAAUAGUGCAGCCAGCGCCAUUCAGAGAUGGAUCCAAAAUCAGGGCUAUUCAUGUGAGAUCGAAAAGGUAGCUCUAGAGGGAGAAGGCAAAAUCGCAGAACGCAUUGACCUAUUGUGGAAGCUCAUGCUCAAUUGGAUCGAAAAAAUACGAAGAGCCGACUUUGUCAUGAUUGCAUGUCACAGCCAAGGAGUGCCUGUAGCCAUGAUGCUGGUUGCAAAACUGAUAGCAUUCGGAUGCGUUAAUUCCGCAAAGAUUGGCGUCUGUGCUAUGGCAGGAGUCAAUCUUGGCCCUUUCGCUGACUACAAGUCUCGAUGGAUAAGUGGCUCGGCUGGAGAGCUUUUCGAUUUUGCACUUCCCAAUAGUCAAGUGUCAAAGGACUAUGAAGCAGCCCUGGACGUUGCCUUGAGGUUUGGGGUAAAAGUUGUCUAUGUUGGCAGUAUAGACGAUCAGCUCGUUUCACUAGAGUCCUCUACAUUCGGCUGCGUGAGCCACCCACAUAUCUUUCGGGCUGUCUUCGUAGACGGCCGACUCCACGCCCCUGACUUCCUUACCCACUUAGUGGGCUUCGCGUUGAAACUUCGUAAUCUUGGCAUAUCAGAUCAUGGCGUGAUCCGAGAGCUGAGCAGCCCACUUGCCGGUAGUCUCUACGGCGGUGAGGGACAUUCCAGAAUUUAUGACGACGAAGCUGGUUAUUAUCUGGCUGUCGAGCAUGCUCUUGAAACAACUUCCCUCGGUGAGAUCUCUCCACAAUUCCACCGCGACGGUGCAACCACGUCACAAAAUCCGUACAUUUUGCCGUUUGCUAUGCGGGGUGUAUUGGAAGAGGACUACGUGCGGACAGAGCUGUAUGGAGAGAUUACGGAGUUGAUCAAACAGUUUGACGAGUGGAAACCAUCUACUAAGGCGCUCAAAGAUGUCAAAUUUCGGUUGGAAGGCGUAAGGUCGAAGUUAUAG
Letharia columbiana is the source of this 2598-nucleotide messenger RNA. RefSeq lists its product as uncharacterized. The transcript is spliced from 4 exons. Lineage: Eukaryota; Fungi; Ascomycota; Lecanoromycetes; Lecanorales; Parmeliaceae. The record is from RefSeq and is a predicted model, not a curated record. Bases 1 to 2598 code for a protein of 865 amino acids.